AUGGCCUUGAAGCUUCUCUUUGUUCUUUUGAUCUUCAAUCUUCAGCUUCGUCUCUCUUCUUCCGGAGAGUCCAACUCAAUGGAGUCAAUUCCUGAUCUUCGGGAUUCAAUGUACAUGGUUGUUGAUGGAUUCCCUUGUGUACGGUUACUCAAUCUCUCUGGGAAGAUUGGUUGUUCAAAUCCUGGACGAGAGAAGGUUGUUGCUCCAAUUAUUAGUUUUAAGAAUGCUGAAGAGCUGACCCAGUUAUCUGCUGUUUUGGUAUCAUUGGAUGAAGUUCAAGAUUUAUUCCACAGAAUAUCAAGUGAUAAAAGUUUUGCUUCAAAAAUUGGUGGAGUUUUAGUUGAAUCAGGUGCUGAGAUUCGAAGUAAAUUAAAAGGAUUCUCUCCAACUCAAAAGUUUCCGCUUGCUGAAUUUGCACCUUACCAAAAUGCUGACUAUGAAUGGAACCCAAAUGGAUCUGGUAUCAUGUGGAAAGCUUAUGAUUUUCCUGUGUUCUUGCUCACUGAGAGUAGUACAUUGACCUGUCAGGAGGCAGCGUUGAAGAAUGAAGACAGAAAGAACUCUUAUACAGCUAAUGUUGCCGAAUUUGAUCUGGUGAUGCAGACAACAAAAGCUGGAACUCAGGAUUCAAAAUCUUGCUUAAAAGAAGAGACUUGCCUUCCUUUAGGUGGAUACAGUGUUUGGUCAUCGCUCCCUCCAAUUAAUACUUCGUUGUCAUACCAGUCCAAGCCCAUUAUACUAUCAGUGGCUUCCAUGGAUUCUGCUUCUUUUUUUCGUGACAAAAGCAUUGGUGCAGAUUCUCCAAUAUCUGGAUUGAUUUCUUUGCUGGCAGCAGUUGAUGCUCUCUCUCGUUUGGAUGGUUUGGAUGACCUUAAUAAACAGCUUGUUUUUCUAGUUCUCACUGGAGAAACCUGGGGUUACCUUGGUAGCAGACGAUUUUUACUUGAGCUUGAUCAGCAUUCUGAUGCUGUUAAAGGCCUAAAUGGCUCAUUAAUUGAGAUGGUCAUGGAAAUUGGAUCUGUUGGAAAGGGCUUCAAUCAAGGGGUCAAAACCUUUUUUUCCCACACAGCAGGGGAAUCAUCUUCCACAAAUAAAACACUGGAUGCUUUACAGCGUGCUCAAGAUUCACUAAAAUCUGAAAACAUUACAGUCUUGCCAGCUAAUGCCUCAAAUCCUGGGCUACCUCCAUCUUCCUUGAUGGCAUUCCUGAGAAAGCACUCUUUGGCUUCUGGAGUUGUAUUAGAGGAUUUUGAUACGGUCUUUUCCAACAAGUUCUACCAUAGUCACCUUGAUGAUUUAUCAAAUGUAAACUCAUCUGCCAUUGUGGCAGCUGCUUCUCUUGUUGCCCGCUCUCUUUUCAUUCUUGCAAACGACAACAAUGAUUUAAGUAGCGCUGUUUUAGGUUCCAUAAAUGUAAAUGUGUCUCUUGUUGAAGAACUUAUGAGCUGUCUAUUGAGCUGUGAACCGGGUCUGUCUUGUGAGCUUGUGAAGAACUAUAUUUCUCCGGACGAUGCAUGCCCAAAUCAUUAUGUUGGUGUUGUCCUUGGUGAGCCUUCCUCCAAUCCUGGAUAUGUGGAUGAUGUUUCCAGGUUUGUUUGGAAUUUUAUGGCUGAUGUAACAUCCAUUCAAAAGGAGAAUGCUAGCUCCAGUUGUUCACAAGGUUGCAGCAACAAAGAAGUGUGCAUUAGAGCAGAAACAGAAGGAAAGGGAGUUUGUGUUAUCUCUACAACCAGGUAUGUUCCAGCAUAUUCGACCCGUUUGAAAUUCGAAUCUGGAACUUGGAAUGUACUGCCAUCAAACUCAUCAGAUCCCAUGGGGUUGGUGGAUCCCGUUUGGACAGAGAGCAAUUGGGAUGUAAUUGUGCUCAGGGUCUACAGUGUACAAAAUGCUUCUUAUGACCGCCUUGUUUUACUUGGAGGUAUUACCAUCACAAUCUUGGCUUACCUUGCAGUAGUUCUUACAAGAUCAUUCAUCAGGAAGGCGUUGAAGCAGGACUGACAAGUACUAAUUCUGAAACCAAUACAAAGUUUCUAGAGAUUGCGAUAACAAACAAAAAUUUACUUUUAUUGAAAUGAGGAUGCUUAGUUAAUUAAGGGUGCAUCCUUGUGCAUUUGAAUUUCAUAGGGAAUUAAUGCCAUUCAUGCCUGUAUCUCUUAUUCCUCAAGGAGAAGUUGGAGCAUAUUCUUAUUUCA
Pistacia vera is the source of this 2192-nucleotide messenger RNA. Its product is annotated as nicastrin. Lineage: Eukaryota; Viridiplantae; Streptophyta; Magnoliopsida; Sapindales; Anacardiaceae. Gene Ontology annotation, biological process: protein processing. The transcript is spliced from 16 exons. The record is from RefSeq and is a predicted model, not a curated record. Bases 1 to 1998 code for a protein of 665 amino acids. Gene Ontology annotation, cellular component: membrane.